Hipposideros armiger (great roundleaf bat) is the source of this 3524-nucleotide messenger RNA. It is a transcript of the gene PLEKHG6, whose product is annotated as pleckstrin homology and RhoGEF domain containing G6. NCBI's taxonomy places the organism in Eukaryota, Metazoa, Chordata, Mammalia, Chiroptera, Hipposideridae. The transcript is spliced from 18 exons. Bases 419 to 2899 code for a protein of 826 amino acids. The record is from RefSeq and is a predicted model, not a curated record. Gene Ontology annotation, molecular function: guanyl-nucleotide exchange factor activity; GTPase activator activity.
CCGCGGGCUGCGGCCGACAACGCGGGCGGCGGGCGCCCGGAUACCUGCAGGCACAGGCCCUGCCCACUCAAAAGGUGUGGGUCCUCUAUCCUGGUGGAAGGGGAAGGGAUGAAGCCCCACACCUGGCCCCCAGUUCCGUGGAAGUGUCCCCAGAAGCUGGGGAAGCCCAAAUGUAGCCCAAGACCAGAGAGACACUGCUUCCAUUCUGCUCAUCUCUAAGGCCAACCGCCUGAUAGCUGUUCCUCCCUCACCUCUUUGUGGCCAGAAGGGUCCAGCUGCUCUUCGGACUACAGCAUCAUUCAGAGACCAGUGUGGGAGCUUGUGCCCUGAAUGUGUGCAUAUGUGCCAGAGGAGGUAUAGCUCCAAGAGGCUUUCUACCCAGCAUGUGGGGGCAUUCCCCACCCCCACCAAGUCAUAGAUGAGGCAGCCAUGCUCCCCCAACAACCUUAGGGGACCCCUUUCUCCUGGACCUUGGAGCUAUGACCCUUCGGAGGUGACCAGGAAAGAAGGGAUGAAGGCCUUUGGUCCUCCAGAUGAGGGUCCCCUCCGAGGACUCGUAGAGUCCUACAAUGAGACUUAUAGGGGCCGGCAUCGGCAUCAGACCUCUGCCCAGAGCACUGCUGACAGUCUCUAUCCCCGAGGAAGCCCCAUGCUGGACGCCAGUCGUCUACGCCUCCAGGUCUAUAUCCCCUUUGCCAAGGGUUCUGGCCAGACCCGAGGCCUGUCUCCCACACGGCUUCGAGAACCAGAGCCUGAGAAGAGGCAUGGAGUCUAUUUGGGGGCUGCCCCACCUCACUCCCCCAAACUAAAGGAAGUCACCAAGGCCCACGAGCUGGAGAAGAGGCUGCAUACAUUCAGCAUGUUUGGGAUGCCCCGCCUGCCCCCUGAGGAUCGGCAGCGCUGGGAAAUAGGAAAAGGCAGCGACAGUGGCCUGACCAUUGAGAAGUCCUGGAAGGAGCUGGUGCCUGGGCACAAGGAGAUGAGCCGGGAGCUUUGCCACCAACAGGAAGCACUGUGGGAGCUACUGACCACCGAGCUUAUCUACAUACGAAAGCUGAAGAUCAUGACUGAUCUCCUAGCCGCGGGUUUGCUGAACUUGCAGCGAGUGGGGCUACUGACAGAAGUGUCAGCUGAAACCCUGUUUGGAAAUGUCCCCAGCCUGAUUCGAACUCACCAGAGCUUUUGGGAAGAGGUGCUGGGGCCUGCCCUGGGGGAGACUCGGGCCUCAGGACAACCUCUGGACCCUGUCAGCCUGCAAGAUGGCUUUCUGGCGAUCAGCCAGCGGUUCCAGCCCUAUGUCCAGUAUUGCCUGAGAGUGAAGCAGACCAUGGCUUACGCCCGGGAGCAGCAAGACAAUAACCCUCUCUUCCGUACCUUCGUGCAGUGGUGUGAGAAACACAAGCGCUCGGGGAGGCAGAUGCUGGGUGACUUACUCAUCAAGCCGCAGCAGCGCAUCACCAAGUACCCACUGCUGCUGCAGGCUGUGCGCAAGAGGAGCACUGAGACACGAGCCCACAAGGCCUUGAGCUCCAUGAUUGCAGCUGUGGAGUCAUUCCUACAACACAUCAAUAAGCAGGUCCGCCAGGGUGAAGAUCAGGAGAGCUUGGUGGCUGCAGCCCAGCGCAUUGGGCCCUACGAGGUGCUGGAGCCAUCCAGCGAGGAGAUGGAGAAGAACCUGAGUCCAUUCUCCAGCCUGGACCUGAUGUCCCCCAUGCUGGGGGUUGCUCCUGAGCACACCAGGCAGCUGCUGCUGGAGGGAUCUGUGCGAGUGAAAGAGGGCCGAGAAGGGAAGCUGGACGCGUACCUGUUCCUCUUCACUGACGUGCUCCUGGUGACAAAGCCCCAACGCAAGACGGACAAAGCCAAGGUUAUCCGCCCCCCCUUCAUGCUGGAGAAGAUUGUGUGCCGAUCACUUCGAGACCCUAGCAGCUUCCUGGUGAUCUACCUCACUGAAUUCCAGUGCGUCUCCAGUGCUCUCAUUGUGCACUGUCCCACUGCGACAGACUGUACCCGGUGGCUGGAGAAGACCCAUAAGGCCCAGGUCGCUCUGCAAAAGCUGAAGGAAGAGGAGUACGUCCAACAGAAGAGGAAGCUGCUGGCCCUCUACAGGGACCAGGAUCAGAACCGGGAGUCCCAGGGCACCAGGCCCUCCACACCUUCCCAGGAGGGCUCUCAGAGCAGCACAGAGGGGAGGACUCCUGAGUUGUCCACCAUUAUCCCCCAUCUGGUGGUAACAGAAGACACAGAUGAAGAUGCUCCCUUGGUACCAGAUGAUACUUCAGACUCUGGCUAUGGCACUCUGAUCCCAGUCUCCCCCAAGGGGUCCCACUCCCCACGGAGACUUCUACGCCCAUGGGCCCUUCGACAGGACCCCCACUUCACCUUCUCCACCCUGGACCUUCGAGAUGUUACUUUGCGCCACCAGCCUCCUGGCCCUCAAGCUCCCCAUCGCCGAAGUGCCCCUGACCUGCCAGGGGAAACUAUACAAAGAGGAGGCAGUCUUCCCAGGGGAGAGCCACCUGCCUGGUCUGAGGAAGAAGAUGGGACCUCAAUGGGAGGGAACGUGGUAGUGGAAACCUUGCAUAGGGCCCAACUUCGGGUGCAGUUCCCCCACUUCCUUACCCAUGCUGACUCUGCUGGGGAAAGCUCUCGGGCAUCCUCAGAAGAAGAGGAAGAGAGACCCCUCUUCCUGAGACCCCGUCGCACCCCCUCUCCCCGCCCCCUCGGGACUGAGGACAAGCUCAGAGAGAUCCGGGAAGAGCUGGCCAGCCAAAGGAUUGAGGACAUCCCUGAGCCUGGGGACAGCAGGCCUCGGAAGCUGACUUGGGUCCAACUGCAAAGGAUGCGUGGGCCCCAAAUUAUACAGCUGGACACCCCCCUGUCCACAUCAGAAGCCUGAGGAACACUCAGAACUUUUGGCAUUGCUCCCUGAGGAAAUCUCUCCCAAGAGUGCUGGUCACCACCCCCACCCCCCGGACUCUACCUCAAGGCUCACGCCCCCCACUAAGAAGCCUGGCCCAAGCACCCUGUGCUUCCUGCUCUGAAAACUCUGGGGAUCAAGAGCUGUACAUUUAUGUACCAUAGACACCUGAGCCCCACAUAAAGUUGUGCAUAAAAAUGACCGUCCAGUUAGUGCUAGAUGAGGCUGAGAAGAACCUGGGGGUGGGGGUGAGUAACAGAAUGAGCACAGGCUACUCCUGUCAUUUGGCUUCAUGGUGACGGGGUACCUGGCCCUAGCUCAGGGUUUUCCCAUCCACCCAUCAGGAUCCAGAUCUCUGCCCCAGGCUUCCACCCACCACUCAAAGACCACUCUUUCCAGAAGCAGAGCUUUAAUUUCCCAGUUUUAGUGUAUUUACAAAAGUCCACAGCUCCAGCUGGAGGCCCCAUUGUUCUGUGCUAUCUCUGCCUUGGGACAGUUCAGCUUACUCUGUGCUUAUCCAGGCAGGGGACAAAGGGGUGCCAAGUUUCUAUUAGUGUAACAUAAUUGAUACAAAGAUUGCUUAUCAACUGUAAAAAAAAAAAUA